Molecule: messenger RNA, 2714 nt
Organism: Protobothrops mucrosquamatus (brown spotted pit viper)
Lineage: Eukaryota; Metazoa; Chordata; Lepidosauria; Squamata; Viperidae
Gene: ITGA4
Product: integrin subunit alpha 4
Exons: 24
Coding region: 81-2549 (822 amino acids)
Biological process (GO): cell-matrix adhesion; cell-cell adhesion; cell adhesion mediated by integrin
Cellular component (GO): integrin complex; external side of plasma membrane
Molecular function (GO): integrin binding
Source: RefSeq, a predicted model, not a curated record
AUUUUUUGAGAAGAUAUGGAGACAAAUAUGGGUCUUGUCAAGCUGGGAUAUCAACAUUUUACACUGAGGAUUUAAUUAUCAUGGGAGCCCCAGGAUCAGAUUAUUGGGCUGGUUCCAUCUUUGUAUACAAUAAAACAGCAAACAUAUUUAUUUCAUAUCUGGAUGUGAGUCAUCAAAUAAAGUAUGGAAGUUAUUUAGGUUAUUCUGUUGGAGCAGGUCACUUCCUUUCUGCAAGUAGCUCAGAAGUAAUUGGAGGUGCUCCCCAGCAGGACCAGACUGGUAAAGUUUACAUUUUUAAAAUUGAACCCAAACAACUAUCAAUUUUAAGCGAAUUAAGGGGUAAAAAGUUUGGUUCUUACUUCGGAGCUACUGUUUGUGCGGCGGAUCUUAAUGGGGAUGGCCUUUCAGAUUUACUAGUUGGAGCACCCAUGGAGAGUAAAGUCAGAGAAGAAGGAAGGGUUUAUGUUUACCUCAACACAGGUUCUGCAGCAAAGAUGAUGGAGCUGCAGACAGCACUAGCUGGAAGUGAUUUGUAUGCAGCAAGGUUUGGCGAUUCUAUUGCCAGUUUAGGAGACAUUGAUAAUGAUGGCUUUGAAGAUAUAGCCAUUGGGGCUCCACAAGAAAAUGAUUUAGAAGGCUCAGUUUACAUAUACAAUGGCAGAGAAGAUGGAAUAUCACCAACAUUUUCACAAAGAAUUCAAGGACAUCAAAUCAGCAACAGUUUACGCAUGUUUGGUCAAUCCAUAUCUGGGAAAAUUGAUGUAGACAGCAAUGGGUAUUCAGAUGUAGCAGUUGGUGCUUUUUUGUCAGAUUCUGCUGUAUUACUGAGGACAAGGGCAGUAAUUAUCGUGGAAGCAUCCUUAAAGCACCCCGACUCUGUAAACCGCACCAUAUUGGACUGUGUGAGAAAUGGACAACCAGCUGUGUGUGUUAAUCUAAUGCUUUGUUUUAACUAUACUAGCCAAACCAUCUCAGGUUACAUAGUAUUGCUUUAUAAUCUAAGCCUGGAUAUUAAUAGAAGGCCAGAUACUGCAGCAAGAUUUUAUUUUUCCUCUAAUGGAACCUCUGAGGCCACCUCUGGAAGUGUCCGGAUCUAUAGCAACAACAAUUUUACAUGCAGAACCCAUCAGGCAUUCAUGAGGAAAGAUGUAAGGGAUAUUCAAACUCCUAUACGGGUUGAGGCUACCUAUCACCUGGGACACCACGUUUUGAAGAAGAGAAAUGCGGACGAACUCCAUUCACUUCAGCCAGUACUUCAGCAACGGAAGGAAGAUAAUAUUGUGCGUAGCAAGUUUGUUUUUGCAAGAUUUUGUACUCAAGAAAAUUGUUCUGCAAACCUUCAAGUUUCUGGAAAACUUACAUUUCCAAAGCCUUAUGAAAAGAAACCUUACCUUUCAGUGGGAAAUGUGAAACAGUUGACGUUGAAUAUCACCUUGUACAAUGCUGGUGAUGAUGCUUAUCAGACCAGCCUUCAUAUCCAGCUGCCUAAAGGUCUCUAUUUCACCAAACUUGUAGCACAGGAAGAAACACAGAUACAUUUUCAAAUAUCAGAAAAGGAAAGUCAUGGAGUGACAAUUAACUGUAAUAUUGGAUAUAUGUAUGUUGAUCAUCUUUCAAAGGUGGACAUUAGCUUUGUGUUGGAUUCAAGUUCACUCAGCAGAGCAGAAGAUGACUUACACAUCAACAUUAAUGCAACUUGUGAAAACGAAUUAGACCAUGAUCUGCUGUCCGAUAACAGUGUAGUGUUAGCUUUGGCUCAGAAACACGAAGUUGAACUGAACAUUCACGGGUCUGUGUCUCCAGCAUCAUUUAUUUAUGGACCCACCAAAGAAAAAUCACCACUUUCUUGCAUGAAGGAGACAAUCAACAUCACUUUCUAUGUCAGUAAUCCUGGAGUGAGUCUGGCUCCCGAUGUAAAUCUGCUGAUACAGAUACCCAAUUUUUUUCUACCAAGAGAUGACAGGUUGUUUAAUAUACUGGAUGUCAAGACCACUGAUGGACAAUGUACCUAUGAAAGUCAUAGGAGAGACUGUAUUUUACCAGAAGAACGGGGAAAUAUGGUGCAAGAUCUUAUUAUAUUCCUCACAAAACUUGACAAUAGACCACUGUUUUGUAUGAAGAAUGAUCCACUAUGUUGGCAAAUAUUUUGCAAAUUUGGAGACAUGGAGAGUGGAAAGGAAUCAACUGUUAAUGUUCAUCUUGAAGCAACACCUGCACUAUUAAGCAUAGAUGAAGCUUCAGUGCUUACCUUUCAAAUAAAAGGAGAAGUUUCAGCAGAUCAAAAUCCCAGAGUAAUUGAACUCCACAAAAAUAAGCAAACCACUUAUGUCAUUUUGGAGGGACGUCAUAACCAAAAGACAAAACAUAGUGUCAGUGUCUUGCUUAUUUCAAUAGGUUCCCUAUUUGGAAUUGCUUUGCUUUUGCUUCUUAUAUUAGUUUUAUGGAAGGUGGGAUUCUUCAAAAGAAAAUACAAACAUUUUCCUGAGGAAAAAAAUGGAAGUGAAAGUUUGGAGUUUUUUAAACAUAUUAACAGUGAUACCUCAGAGUAGCAAGUUUGGUAGAAGUUAAGAAUUAUCUGCUACAAGAACCGUUAAAUCUUAAGGCCCCAUAUCGUAUGUGAAAGGAAUAGUCAUCAAAAUGGGCUUCCGGAAGCACAAAUCAUAGAAAACUCUGAAGGAUAAAGAUAUUCAAGACUUCUCAUCAAAAGGAAAGAA